Molecule: messenger RNA, 1886 nt
Organism: Fragaria vesca subsp. vesca
Lineage: Eukaryota; Viridiplantae; Streptophyta; Magnoliopsida; Rosales; Rosaceae
Product: pentatricopeptide repeat-containing protein At1g55630-like
Exons: 1
Coding region: 189-1649 (486 amino acids)
Molecular function (GO): protein binding
Source: RefSeq, a predicted model, not a curated record
CCUCCUCCUCCUUCUCAAUACCCACUUUGGGAAAAUUGCAUCCCCUCGAUGAACUGCCCCUACUGCAAUUUGGCUCCCCCAAUUUAAUGGGCUCAAAGCUUUCACAGCUCGAUUUGGUUUCAAUUCAAUCAGUUUCAUUUCUUGGUUUUUCAAGUAGUAUCAAGUCUCAGAGAUAAUGGGUACCAACCAUGAACUGUAUAUCUCUGUUUGGUACGAGGGUUUAUCACAGGUUUUCGUGUUGUGUGGUAGUUUCAAGGAAACUAAGCGAUGGAAGAUUUGGUGAGAUUAGAAGGGAUAAUGGGUGUAAUGGGAAGGAGAGUGUUGAGGAACCCGUGUCGGAAAGUUCUGAUUUUGAUCCAAUUUUGAAGGAGUAUGGCUUGUUAGAGAAUGAGGGUCCUCCCCGGGAGCGAUUCUCGGUUAGGAGAAGCUUUUUCGAGGAUGUGAGGAGGUGUACUUCAAGGGUUCUUGAGGUUUUGGAGAAGGAUGAGCCGGGGUUUGAUGCGAAAGCAGCUCUGGAUGAGCUGGAUGUUAAGGUUUCGGGGCCUGUGGUGAGGGGGGUGUUGUUUGAGAUUUUGAAAGUGGUGAAUUAUGGGAAUAAGAUGCGAUGCGCGAAGCUGGGGUUUAAGUUUUUCGUGUGGUCUGGUCAGAAGGAGAAUUAUAGGCACACUGCGGAGGCGUACCAUUUGAUGAUGAAGAUAUUUGCAGACUGUGAGGAGUUUAAGGCAAUGUGGAGGCUGGUUGAUGAGAUGAUUGAGAAAGGGCAUCCAACUACGGCGCGAACGUUUAAUAUUUUGAUAUGUACUUGUGGUCAGGCAGGGUUGGCUAGGAAUGUGGUGGAGAGGUUUAUAAAGUCGAAGACGUUUAAUUUUAGGCCAUUUAAACACUCUUACAAUGCUAUUUUGCUUUCCCUUCUUGUAGUGAAGCAGUACAAGUUGAUCGAGUGGCUCUAUCAACAGAUGUUGGCAGAGGGUUACUCACAGGAUAUUCUGACCUACAAUAUUAUGAUGUGUGCAAAGUAUAGAUUGGGGAAGUUGGAUCAAUUUCACAGAUUACUUGAUGAAAUGGGCAGGAGUGGAUUCUCUCCGGAUUUUCAUACUUACAACCUCCUUCUAAAUGUACUUGGUAAGGGAGAUAAACCGCUUGCAGCUCUUAAUCUUUUAAAUCACAUGAGGGAAGAAGGUUUUGAGCCAAGGGUUAUUCACUUCACAACAUUGAUAGAUGGACUGAGCAGGGCUGGAAACAUGGAGGCCUGCAAGUACUUUUUUGAUGAGAUGAUAAAAUAUGACUGCUUGCCUGAUGUUGUGUGUUAUACUGUAAUGAUCACCGGAUAUAUGGUGGCUGGGGAACUUGAGAACGCUCUAGAGUUGUUUGAUGAGAUGGUCAUUGAUGGUCAGCUUCCGAAUGUAUUCACAUACAAUUCUAUUAUUCGUGGGCUUUGUAUGGCAGGAAAAUUUGAGGAAGCAUGCUCCAUGCUUAAAGAAAUGGAAUCCAGAGGUGUCAAUCCAAAUUUCACUGUGUACAGCACACUAGUAAGUUACUUGCGAAAUGCUGGAAAGCUUUCUAAAGCACAUGAAGUAAUACAACAUAUGGUAGAGAAGGGGCAGUAUGCCCACCUGCUUUCCAAUCUCAAGAGGCAUAGAAGAUGUUGAAGAGACAUAUUCUUUGAUUUUUGAAGCAUUUACUUGCAAUAUCCUUAGAAGAAAUUAAUUUGAUCCAGCUUAGUUUACAUAAUGUAGCUCCGGCUGUCUACAGUGACACCAUGUACCACCGCUUGUUUCAGUAAUCAUGGAAGCAGAAAAGUGAAGUACGUGCUACUUAUCUUUGGCUUCUAUUUUCGUGCAAACUGAUUGACAUAUAUACGAUGCAGUUUGUCCAUGUGUUCCUCA